AUGGGCGGGGUUGGUAAGACAACCCUUGCUCAGGUCCUUUACAACGACGACACAAUAAAAGAGCAUUUUGAUGUUACCGCUUGGGCAUGUGUUUCCGAAGAUUUUGAUGCUAUGAGGGUAACUAAAACCCUUAUUGAAUCAAUUAGCUCAAAACCUUGCAGUCUUCCAGAUAGCUUGCUUCAAGUUGAACUAAGGGAACAAGUGAGGGGGAAAAAGUUCCUAUUUGUGUUGGACGACCUUUGGAAUGACAAGAAGAGUGAUUGGGGUCUUGUACGGGUUCCUUUUACUUAUGGGGCGAGGGGAAGUAAGGUCAUUGUAACAACGAGAAACGAAAGUGUUGCAUCCCUGGUGCGCACCGUGCCUAUUCACUACUUGAAACAUUUGUCGGAUGAAGAUUGUUGGUUGUUACUCGCAAAACAUGCAUUUAGAAAUGAAAAUCCUGGUGCGCAUUCAGACUUGGAAGAAAUUGGUAAGCAAAUUGCACGCAAGUGCAAUGGUCUUCCUUUAGCUGCAAAAGCGCUUGGGGGUCUCUUAGGUUGUAAUGUGGAUUACGAGGAAUGGAGUCACAUAUUGAACAACAAACUUUGGGAGAAACUGCAUGAUGAGGGUGUUCUUCCAUCAUUAAGAUUGAGUUACCAUUAUCUCCCUACUUAUUUGAAACAAUGCUUUGCUUAUUUCUCAAUUUUCCCAAAGGACUGUGAAUUUGAAAAGGAAAAUAUAAUUCAACUUUGGAUGGCACUGGGUUUAAUUCCAGAAGCUAAGAGUGGUGAAGGAUUGGAAGAGGUCGGCAAGGGAUGCUUUGAUGAACUAUUGUCACGAUCACUACUUCAAAUAUCAUUAACUGGGAAAUCAAGUUUCACAAUGCAUGAUCUCAUUAACGACUUGGCUAUGUCCGUGUCUGGAAAAUUUUGUUUUAGGUUGGAUGAGGGAGAGCCACGUGAUCCUAAACGAGUUCGGCAUUUGUCAUAUAUGAGAGGAAGAUUUGAUACUGCUGCAAAAUUUAAGCCAUUGGACGAAAUUAAGUGUUUGCGAACCUUACUUCCUAUGUCUUUAAGACCAUACAAGGGGUGGGAGGAGAACUAUGUAAGCGUUAAGGUUCUAGAGGACUUGUUACCAGUACUAAAAUGUUUAAGGGUGUUGUCACUGUCAAGAUAUAAAAAUAUCACUCGAAUACCUAAUAGCAUUGGUAAACACUUGCACUUGCGCUACAUUGAUUUCUCUUACACUGCAAUUGAAAGGUUACCAGAUACGGUGUGUACUCUCUACAAUUUGCAAACUCUAUUGUUGUUCGGUUGUUCCUCACUUGUUGAAUUGCCUGCAGACAUGAGAAAAUUGAUAAAUUUGCGUCACCUUGAUAUUGGUCGAACUCGUGUAGAAGAGAUGCCGGUACAAAUGGGUAGUUUAAAAAGUUUGAGAACAUUGACUGUUUUUGUGUUGGGGAAAUCUACUGGGUCAAGUGGCAUUGGAGAAUUGGGGCAAUUGUCCCACCUUCGAGGAAAAUUAUCUAUCAGGAAUGUGCAAAAUGUAGUCAAUUCUAUGGAUGCCUCGGGGGCCAAUUUGAAGGAUAAGAAACAUCUCAGCGAAGUAGUGUUGGCAUGGGGUCUUAAGGAUGAAUAUGAUACCAUCAAAGAGAGACAUGUACUUGGAAGCCUACAACCUUCCGUAAAUCUGGCGAAGCUGACCAUCAGAUUUUACGGUGGAACCAGGUUUCCGGAUUGGUUGGGAGACCCUUCCUUCUCCAACAUACAAGUCAUGCGUCUCACUGGUUGUAGGACUUGUUUGUGGUUGCCACCAGUUGGGCGGUUACCCGCUCUCAAAGAGCUCUAUAUAGAAGGGAUGAAAUCUGUCACGAGUAUUGGUGUUGAGUUCUACAGGGGUAAUGGAGCUUCUUUAAUUCAGCCAUUUCAAUCUCUCAAGAAGCUAGAGUUGAAAGAGAUGCCGGAGUGGGAGGAAUGGCUACCUUGUCCAGGCAGAGGUCAAUCUCUAGACUUUCCUCGUCUCGAGGAGCUGACUUUAGAGAAUUGUCCGAAGCUGAGGGGAAACUUGCCCGAUCAUCUUCCUUGCUUGAGAAAACUUUAUGUGUCCCACUGCGGGGUUCUACAUGAAAGGGCUACCAGAACGAGAUGGAUACCGUGGUCUCUCAUCGUUAACACGGAGUCCUUGCGACAAUCUCUUGAAGAAGUGAAGAUAUUUGGAUGCCCUGGUCUCUCGUCGUUACUAGAGACGGAGUCGCUUUCCUCGCUUGCCAAACUUGAGAUUCAAUUUUUUAGUCGCAGAGAGUGCUUGCGGCCGCACUUGAGCAAUUGUCUUCAAGUUUUGACUCUGUAUAACUGCGCAUCACUCUUGUCGUUCCCUAGAAAUGGUCUACCCACUUCGUUGACACGUGUUAGUAUAAACGAUUGCAGGAGAUUAGAAUUCCUAUCUCAUGAGAUGAUGGCCAAAUUGACAUCCCUUCAAGAAUUGGAUUUGUGGGACAGCUGUGAUUCACUGAGGUCCUUCCCGCUGGGCGUUUUCCCCAAACUUUCAUUUCUUACUAUCGGCAGAAUUAAAAAUCUAGAAUCCCUUUCCAUUGGUGACAAGUGUUUGCUUUAUACUCAUAAUUAUGAUCAAGUGUUUGCUUCCAACAUAAUGCUAAAAUAUCUCGGUAUCUAUAGUUGUCCAAAUCUGGUCUCUUUUCCCCACGGGGUAUUGCCCACUCCCAAACUGACUUAUUUUACAGUCGAUGGAUGCGAGAAUUUGAAGUUAUUGCCCGACCGAUUACACACCCUCACAGCCCUUCGAGAUUUGUGUAUACACGGAUUUCCAAAUGUUGAGUCAUUUGCAGAAGGGGGUUUGCCUCCCAACCUACAAUCAUUUGCAAUCAGUGGUUGUGAGAAACUGAAGCCUUCAGUGGAGUACUGGGGAAGCGAGGAUGUGUUGGAGACGUUGCUCAAGGAACAGCUGCUCCCUACCACUCUUCCCGAACUCCAAAUCGGUGGGAUGAAAAGUCUGAAAUCUUUGGAGGGACUUCAACACCUCACUUGUCUUCAAGAGCUCCACUUGAGCUCGUGUGAUAGUCUCGAAUUCCUGCCAAAAGAGGGUCUUCCGGCAUCGCUCUCUUUCCUGAGCAUCGAGAAUUGCCCUUCUCUGACGAAGAGGUGUCAGCAGAAGACGGGAGAAGAGUGGAGCAAGAUAGCUCACAUUCCUUGCAUCAAGAUAGGCGACGGGACAGGAUGGAACAACAGUGUCAUCAUUUGAGAUCUCAGGUCAAAGUGAGAUAGCAAACCUGGAAUUGUAAAGAUUGGAUUAUCUAAAGCCAAUGAUUUUAACGUCCAUCAAUUAAUUGUCCAUGAAUGGUUCUCCUGCAGUGUGGCAUGAAUAUGAUUCUCCUUCAAUUGGAUAGAUAUGUUCUUUUUGUACAUACACAGCUGUUGCAGUGAGAACGGGUGACGAUGACCACAAAACAAAAAUGAAGGCCAGGUUUCUUUGGAGCACUGCCUGCAUGCUUGCGCUUGUUGGAAGUCAGUACAUUACGUUACUAGAGCAGGAGCAUUCAGAUAUGUUGAGCUGGGGUAUGAAAAAGGAAAGCACUUGUGUUGGCAUCCUAUCAAAACGGAUAUGAGAAGAAACAGGAUUUUCACAACUUAAUGUGGAAAUGAAGUGGGAGAACACAUCGAUCUGAAGCCUAUGAGCAUCUUAUUCUCUGGAAGUGAUCCAAAGGAACUGAGAGAUUACAGCAUUUUUCUCUGCCAUUGGGGAUGUUAUGAGCCGAAGAAACAAGGGAGAUGGAUGUUGAAAGCAAGGAUGGUUCGCCACAAAAACGAAACUAAGAAAACAAAGCAGGAAGAGUUGAUGGAAAUUUGUAAUGGCAGCAGAGAUGGUGCUGCUGCUAUGAGAAAUAAGAAUGUCGAUGCCAAGGAAGUCAGAAAGCAUCUUAAAGUCGAGGAUUGAGACUCAAGAGGUUGAUUUUGGCAGCAGAGAUGGUGGCAAUGUGUGUUGGUUCACAUAGCAAAUGAGAGAAGGAGAACGUCCUUGAUCAGAAGAUGUAAAGUACUCGGAUGUAGCAAAGCAGGACAAGUUGAUGGAAACUUGUAAUGCAGCAGAGAUGGUGGUGCUGCUGUGAAUGAGAAUGAUGCCAAGGGCAAGGCUGUAAGAGGGUGUCGCAGGGUCAAGGAAUGCCACGUUGAGAGCAGAGAGAUAGAUCUUGAGCUUCCCCUACCUCAGGGCACCAUUGGAAAAUGCUCUCCAGUUUUUGAAGUUCUGUGAAACAUUUAGCGAGUCCCAAGCUGUAUCCGUUCUUCGAGAACUAUCUCGUUGAGGAAGUGGACGAAGUGGAUGGCCUGGACAGUACUCCAUUGUUCGAUUUCAUAGCUAUAUGCUCUUCUUCAUACAGGAAUCUCUAUAGCAAGCAAGCACCAACUGCUCAUGGUUCCAAGAUUUGGAGAACCUGAUCUCCGCAUCCAGGGUCUCUGUGGUUGACCCCAUUAUGAAGGAGUUGCCUUCUGAGUAUUUUAGUGGAGGCGGGGAUGGAUAUGAUGCCUUAAGCUUCUCCCAAAAUCUUAGGCUUUUGAAUUUCCUCUGUGAUGGGGCUCUUAAUGCAAAUCCCUUGUCCAGGACGCUGAGGGGAUGGAUUAAGGAGCAAAAUAAAAGAGUUGUCCAACGUAAAAGGAGAGAGAUCUUCCAAGCAAAGUUGCUGGAGGAGAUGGCUAAGAAAACCACUGCAGAUAAUGGCAGUGCUGUCCCAAUUUCAGAGUCGGACUCCAUUGUUUCAUUACUCUGACGUAAGGCUGCUCAAGCUCAGACGGAGGUGGUCGAUGCUAUGGCCAUGAUACCGGAAAGCGAUGGAAUAUGUGAGGCUGUUAGAAUACAGCCUUAUCUUGUCGAUGCUGAUGGACAUUGCUUUUGGAAACUGAAGGGUGAUUUUGGUGAAGAUAUAUUGCUUCAAGAUUUGGGAACCUGGGAUGGGACUCCAUCUGGUGAACGACAGUCCGUCUGCAGUGCUAAAGAGCCAAUAGACAAAUACCGCUCUUCUCCGGCUCUAAAGGAAAAACAGGCCAAGAGGGAGCGUAGGCAUUCCAAAAACUUGCAGCUUUCCCAAACUUCUUUGGAAAGCAAUAGCGAAAAUGGGCAGGUUUCCUAGACUCCUGAUAGCAAUGGCAAAAAGGGGCAGGUUUCCCAAGCUCCUGAAUGCAAUCGAGAGAACAUGGAGCUCGGUCCUGAGGUGAAUUAAACUUUUUUUAGCCCAAAAGACAUUAAAUUCCUUUUCUUUUUCGUAAAUACAUAGGAAGGGGUAUACAUGUGCGAGAAAAUAUGUAUACAUACAACUAUACGAGUCGGCUGCCCAGGUUUCUGUAUGCAUUCCUACAUGGGAAAGCUGUUUCCCAGUUCAGAUUUCGCUCUCUACGAAUCUGAAGGGGUGGCGGUCUUGAGAAACUGGCACAGCUGCCUGCGAGCAGAAAGAAUUGAGAAGAGUGGUCCUGAUAUGUUGGGAUGAGCUUUGUCAUAGUUAUUUCUUAACGGCUUAUGAAAUUUUCAUGUAUCUUCAUCUCUUGAUAUAUGCUCCCAGUUUAACUUUCCAACUA
This is a messenger RNA of Pyrus x bretschneideri (Chinese white pear), 5561 nucleotides long. Its product is annotated as putative disease resistance protein At3g14460. Gene Ontology annotation, molecular function: ADP binding. The transcript is spliced from 15 exons. Gene Ontology annotation, biological process: defense response to other organism. The record is from RefSeq and is a predicted model, not a curated record. Bases 1 to 3237 code for a protein of 1078 amino acids. Lineage: Eukaryota; Viridiplantae; Streptophyta; Magnoliopsida; Rosales; Rosaceae.